This is a messenger RNA of Astrephomene gubernaculifera, 4297 nucleotides long. NCBI's taxonomy places the organism in Eukaryota, Viridiplantae, Chlorophyta, Chlorophyceae, Chlamydomonadales, Astrephomenaceae. The record is from the annotation of a GenBank genome assembly.
CUGUUUAAUACAUUGCUUUGUUCCCACUGUCCAUAGCAAUUAACCUUCGAUGCUAGGGAACUUUUCACGAAAUUAACUUGUGCACGAUGCCUGGAGCUACGCUUGAGGAGGGCGAGGUUGAGGAAGGUGAAGUACACGAGGACAAGCCCGCCGAAUUGGAGGAAUCUGGCGAGGCCUCUGGUUGCGAGGGCCAAGACAACGAAAACGAACACGGCACAUCGGCUUUAGAUACCUACCAGCAGUCUCAGCAGCAGUCACAGAUGCCGGGGCCGCCUCUUUCUUCGCUUCAAGCAGCGGCACACCCACCCGGCUUUUCUCCAGGGCCGGCUCGUAGCGGACGGACACCUGAGCCUUUGCUUGUGGCCACCGGUUCGGACGCUGGCGUUGGGCUGACCUCAUCUAAGGCCCGCUCCCGCCAAGAGCUAAGCAGUGCAGGUCGCAUUCGCCUGAAGACGACAGAGGGCCAGUCAUCGUCUCAAGGAGGCCAGGGUUCGCAGCCGCUGUCGCCGCGGGCGCAGCAGCAGCAGCAGGUGGCAGCAAGUACGGCAAAGAGCGAUCGAGAGGCAGAGGAGCUCAUAGCGCAGCUGCGCGACCUAACACGCGGGAGCAGCUUCCAGGACGUCAUGCGCUCACUAGGCACCGUCUGCAGGGACCUGAAGACGGCCAUUAAGAAGCUUGAUAAGCUAUUCCGCAGGGUAAAGCGGCGUAAGGGCGACUCCAUAGAGGAGUACCCCGAUUGCAUCCAGUUCUCCAAGCGCAUCGUAGAGGGCCUGCACACGGUCAACAAAUUCAGCCAGACCAGCGCGUUCCAGGCAGCCCCGCCAGCCGCCACGGAUGCCGCACGCGCACUCUUCACAGCUGCCAUGAACUACCGCCACGACAUCCUCAGCCCCUCGCUCAAAGCGGAACUGGAAGCGCUCGUGCGUAACAGCAAGGCGUUCAAAUGUGUCCUGGAGAACCGCCGUACCGCUGCAGCAAAUACCCCUGCUGGAGCGGCCGCCGCGGCUGGUGGUGGUGGUGGUGCGGGUCCUGCUGCUAGCACCAGUCCGCAGCAGCAGGGACAGCAACAGCAGAGUGCGGGAAUGGGCGACGGCAUUGCUGAGAGCGGUUCAGUUGCUGCGGAGGCUGCGGAAGCGGGAUCGGGAGCGAAGGAGCCGGUGACUGCGCCCGCUCAUGCAGAGGAAGCCGCGGCAGCACCAGCUGCAACUGCGGAUGCCUUGCCCGGUGAUGGAGAACGUCAGCACAGGGGCGGCGGUGACGAUGAUGAGGACCGCCAACCCUCUCCGGUGUCGCCGCUUCCGCCAAAGAUGUCCGCUGAGACCGGCGUGCUUGUCUGUCCUAAGGAUGAGCGAGCUCCGCCGGCUCCCCAAAGGCCCGGAAGCGUCUCUCCCGGACCCGAGCCGAAGUCGGAGCCGGCACCCGCAUCCAGCGCCAGCAUUCCGCCGCCCGUCUCACCGCCGCUUAGCACCGUUAGCGGUGAGGCCCAGGCUCAGGCGCCCCCCCCGCCGCAGUCAUCGGCAGCAACUGGUCCCGCAGCAACUGGAACUCCAGGUGGUGUCGGCGUCAGCAGUCUUGCAGGCUCGCAGCGUCGGUCCUCAGUGCCUACUGCCGGUGGUGCUGGCGGCGCAGGCGGGGGCUACAAGAUGAAGAUUGUGGUUGCAAGCACAGCUGGGGAUCUCCGUACAGCGGCAGCGGCGGCUGGGCCGACGGCGGCAUCACCGGCGGCAGCGGCAGUCCCAAUGGAAGGCGUGGAGGGCCCUGGAGGUGCCUCUGGGCAAGUGCAGGUCCGUGGCAAGUCCUCGGAGCCGGCUGCACAGGAGCGUGCGGCUGACGAGCCGCCUCCCAAGCGCAGCCGCUUCAGUGCUGAGCCGGAGGCCAGGUCAUCCGGUCGUUGGGGGGCGCCGGGGCCGCUGGCGGCGGCGGCCGCCGCCGCAGCUGCUGCAGCCGCGGCCGCAGCGGUUGACAACCGACAAGUAAGCAUGGGGCUGCAGCCGCAGCUACAGCCACAACUUUACCAUCCACACAUACCGUAUCACCAGCAGCAGUACCCCUUGCCUGUGGCUCAGCCAAACUUGCAGCCCAUUGUACAACAGCAGCCGCCUCAGCCGCCUCCUGGCUUGCCGCCAACUGUGUUGCGGUGGUCAGGCGAGCAGAACGGGGACCUGGCAUCCGUACCUGUGCCGCCGGAGUCCCCUGUGUCGGAGGACAUGGGUGAGUGGGAGCGCUCGGGUGGCCAGCAGCAGCAACAGCAGCUCCCUGCCGUGCCCUCCGUGAAGCAGGAGUCUGAUGGUGGGCCGCGUUCGGCAGCGCAGGAGCACGGCGCGACCAUGGCUGGCAGCAGUAGCAUGGCAGCGGAUUCCGGUUCCGCCGGCCAGCACUCUCAGGGGCAGCAAGCGCAUGCUGUGUCUGCGCCCAGCAGCAGCGGGCAGCAGGAACGGGAGCGGGAACGUGACAAGGAGCGCGACCGGGAGCGGGACCGAGAUCGGGAGCGGGACCGAGGUGGCAGGGACUCUAGGGAUUCUCGGGAAAAGGACUCCUCACGCGAGAAGGAGCGUGAGAAGGACAGGGAGGUGGACAAAGAUAAGGAACGGGAGCGGGAACGGCAUCGUGCCAGCAAGGACAAGGAUAAGGAGCGUGAGAAGGAGAAGGACCGCGACAAAGCGCGUGACAAGGAUAAAGAGAAGGAACGCGAUCGGGACAAGGACAAGGAACGGGACCAUGGCGGCAGCUCCUCACACCGCUCCUCCCGCCACCGCAGCGACCGAGACGCCUCCACCACGCAGCACCAAACGCCGCCGCCGGCACCGCAGCUUGAUUCCCACUCCCACCUGCACGUCAAACAGGAGCCUCCUGACUCCGCCGCGACGCCGUUGCCGCCCUCCGCGCCCGCCUCGGUAACUGCCGCCGCCGGCAGCCGACCCCGGCUGCCGGAGGAGGUAACCGCCUGCCUGGGCCGCCGCCGCCUCGUGCUGGUGGUAGACCUCGACCACGUCCUCGUCGACAGCGUCUGGGAUGCGCAUGUGGACGGCCCCACCUCCGCCACCCUCGCCCGGCGGGCCAUGGUGGAAACCGCAACCCUUCCCGAGGACCGCCGUGAGCUUUUCCGCAUGCAGCUGGACGGCGGCACGUUAUGGAUGAAGCUGCGCCCCGGUGCUCGCGGCUUCCUGGCUCGGGCCAGCGAGAGGUUCGAGCUCUGGGCGCAUACACGGCAGGGUCGGCCGUACGCGGAUGCCGUGGUGGAGCUCCUGGACCCCAGCCAGCAGCUGUUUGGCAGCCGCGUGGUGGCGCAGGGGGUGUUGGCCAAGCGGUUAUUGGCUGCGCUGGAUGCGCGCGCGCCCAUUGCUGCGGUGCUGGACACGCCAGGGUCGGAUUGGAUGGGCGAGCAGCUGGGUGGCAAUCUGGUGGCCACGCCGCCGUACUCGUUCUUUGCCUACCGGCCGUGUACGGCAGGUGUUGGCAGUACGGCGGCGGCGGGCAUGGCUGGACGUUCGCUGCUUGAGGUGGACAGGGACGAGUGCCCUAUGCGUGGCGUGCUAGCAGCCGCCCUACACGUCCUCGAUGCCCUGCACUCCCGCGUCAUCCACGCCUACACCGCCGCAUCCUCCUCCACCAGCUCCUCCACCGCCGCGGCACCGCUUACCUCCCCGACCUCAGCACCAGGGGCCGCCGCUGCAGGCGCCGGCUCAGGCGGCUCCUCGUCCCAUCAGCAGCAGUUGCAGCAGCUGGAGGUUUGGGACGUACGGCGGGUACUGCGGGAGCUGCGGACGCGCAUCUUGGCGGGUGUGCACAUCACCUUCAGUCGCGUGUUUGCCACCAACGGGCCGCAGUCGGGUCCGGCGCACCCGCUGUGGCGGCUGGCAGAGACAUGCGGCGCGGUGUGCAGCAGCAGCUGCUCCGACAACACAACGCAUGUGGUCAGCCUCAGCGGGGCUACGGAGAAGGCCAUCUGGGCGCAGCAGCACGGUCGCUUCGUUGUGUACCCCUCCUGGCUGGAGUGCUCCUGUUACUUGUGGAGCAAAGCGGAGGAGGCGCUCUUCCUUGUGUAGCCAUAAGCCUGGAAACAUGACCUUGGACAUACGCCGUGUGAAGGAAUCACCGUGAAGAGACUUGUGUGUUGCGCUUUCUGGUUGUUUUGCUAGCGAAUGGGUGGUUUAAGCAUGACGGACAUUACGCAAAAGCUGUUACUGACACUCGCGACUAAAACGAAGAAGUAGAGGCGAAGAUUCUGUGCGCCAAGCCGCAUUAAUCUGGUGAGUCUAUCCAUGCCGGUAUGGGCGCUGUAAAGCUGCUGUCUGGG